AUCCCAUGGUGCUUUGCAUAAACUUCCUGAAUCCAUAGUCGCAAAAGCUUUGUUAGAAACGUGGAAAUUGUUAAAGAGACACUGAGUUUAAUAGAUUUUGCAUUAAUAUUUUAAAUCUUUCAUAUCAAAUUUAAAGACUACUCCGUCAAGCAAUUGAACUUCUAAGCCAUAAUAGAAAAAAACCCAUGGAAUGUCACUUGCUACACGACUUUUAAACAGUUACAACAGAACAAAAAGUUUAUAGAACAAUGACAUAAAACGAUGAACUUAUUGACAAAUAAAUGAAUUACAUACAGUAUGAAAUAUAGCUAUAGAAACAUGAAAACUGAUCUCACAAACAUAGACAUCAAAAGGUUAAUUCAAAAGUAGAUUUAAACUGUCAAAGACACAAGAAUAAAAUGUCGCGAUCAAGCAAUCCAAUGGACAAUUUUGAGUACCUACGAGCAAUUGGAAAGGGAAGUUAUGGUGAAGUUUCUUUGUACAGACACAAAAGGGACAGAAAACAGUAUGUAUUAAAAAGAAUAAAUCUUGCAAAGGCUUCAAAGAAAGAAAGAUCAUCUGCUGAACAAGAGGCGAAACUGCUGUCAAAACUAAAACAUCCAAACAUUGUUGCUUACAAAGACUCUUUUGAACGUGAUGGUCAGCUUCAUAUAGCUAUGCAGUUCUGUGAAGGAGGUGAUGUAUAUACCAAACUAAAGGAACAAAAACAGACAUUGUUAGAAGAAAGACAAGUGGUGGAAUGGUUUGUUCAGAUAGCUAUGGCUUUGCAGUAUAUGCACGAAAGGAAUAUAUUACAUAGAGAUUUGAAAACCCAGAAUAUAUUUUUAACAAAAAGUAAAAUCAUCAAAGUUGGAGAUUUAGGCAUUGCAAGAGUAUUGGACAGUUCCACAGACAUGGCUACUACACUUAUAGGAACACCUUAUUACAUGAGUCCUGAACUGUUUAGUAAUAAACCAUAUAACCACAAGUCUGAUGUAUGGGCAUUAGGAUGCUGUGUGUAUGAGAUGGCAACAUUAAAACAUGCAUUUAAUGGAAGAGACAUGCAAGCUUUAGUAUAUAAAAUUCUCAAAGGCAGAAUGCCUCCAUUACCAAAGAAAUACAGCCCUGAGCUACAGCAAAUCAUCCGUAACAUGUUACACCAAGAGCCAGAACGAAGGCCUACUGUCAGUAGAAUUCUCAGAGAUCCAUACAUUAAAAGAAAUAUUGCAGUCUUUUUAGAAGAAACCAAGAAAGGACGACCCAGUACAGCAGGCCAAAGAAGACCAGUUACAGCACCAGAUCCAAGGCCUAGACCAGACAAUUCAGCAGCCAUGCAAGUUGGCAAAUCAGUGCAAGUCAGCAGACAUAUGGUACAUGUGCCUGGUGAAGACAAUUUAGACAGUGGACCUAUUGCUAAUAAAAAUAUAGUAGUUGAAAAUGACACAGAUACACAGCCUGUGCCUGCUCCUUUAAGGAAGCAGCAUGCUCGAAAGCCAUCCAAUGGUGCCAAUAAAGAAUUACCUCCCAUUGCAGAAGUUGCAAAGCCAGUAGAAGUGAAAAAGAAAUUGGAUUCAUCCUCAGAAUCAAGUGACAAUGAUACAUUAGUAGAAGUUCAUCCUGUUAGAGAAGUAAAUGAUGUACCGAAAGCUGUUUCUCCAAAGAAGAAAAAGGAAAGUGCCCUGAAGAAGAGAGCUAGGGAAGGUGAGACAGAAUCAAGCCUGGAUACAGACAGAAGUGACAUCAGUGUCAAGAGUAAUGUCAGUGGUAAAAGUGACGCUAGUGUUAAGAGUGACAUUAGUUCUAGAGGUGACGCUAGUUCUUCUAAAUCAUCACAUAAAAAGAAUAUAUUUAAAAAUCCAAAGAAAGUUGACAAUCCUCGUCCUCUUCCGCCUCCUCCUAAACAACACCAUGGUUCUGGUGAACCACAGAAGAGACCAAGUUUCUCUCAGGAAAAACAAUCUAACGGAUCUAAAUCAUCUAGUACCGGUACCUCAAGUUCUAAGGAAGAAGAUUUAGAUAUUAAUACACCUAGGAGUUGUAAUUUAUCAGCCAGAGAGAGAAGAAGAGAGAAAGAUAAGGCAGCUCAAUCUCUAGAAAGACCAGUUUCUGCCAGGUCUGUUGUACUCAAACCAGUUCGACAUGUUGAAUCCAAUAGAGAAACAAAGGCAGAAAAGAAGCAGCGUGAACAAGCUCAUCCACGAGUGCAGGUUGCAGCACGGCAUAAACGUAUUCCAUCAAUGAAGGAUGAUAGCUCUAGUUCUGAAGAAGAAACAAUGAAGGAAAGUAGUGAAUUCAAGAGAGAACACAAGAGGAUUGAUUUAUCUGAUGACGAGGAUGAAGGCAGCUCUGAUCCUGACAGAGAAAACAAAGAAAUGAACAAUUUUAUCACAUUAUUAGACACAACAUUACACAUGAACAGAGAGGAGGAUGAUAAAUCAGACGAUGAAGAAGAUAAAAAGGAACCAGAACCCCCAGCACAUGAUAUACAUAGAUCUGCUUCCCUGCCAAGUGUAGAAACAUUGUGCAAUGCUGAUCGCUUAACAAGUAGAAUACAGUUACUACACAAGGAUUGUGUAGAUGGAGUAGGAUUUGAAGUUCUACAUAAAUCAUUUACAAUUCUGUCUAAUAUAGAGGAGGAUGAGGUUGAGGCUGAUACUUAUGUGCCUCAGUUAAUACAGCUGAUGGGAAAAGAAAAGUUUGACAUUUAUGCUGGGAAAAUUUGGCAGCUGAAGUUUUGUGAAGAAUGUUUUGAACAGCUUUCAUUCCUGCCAAGAUAAUAUUUACUGAAGUUAUAAUUAUACUUUUUUUUAUAAUUUUCUGUCUCUGGCAAUUAAUGAUCUAAUGCAAGGUUAUUGUUUUACAUUGUCACAAUCAAGACAUUAACAAUUGCCUUUUAAUUGGUUGUUUUGUAUAUUCACAUUCAGGUGGAAGCUUAAGUUUUGAGAAUUUAUAUAAUGUUUUGAUAAGAAAAUGUCUGGUAAUUUUGACAGAGGUUUGUCUGAGAGCAUAUUUAGAAUAUGGUUGUGUAUACUGUUUUGAUUAUAACCCUCUGUCAGAUUGGAAUGCCAGAUUUCAUUGUAGGGACAGCGUAGACUUUUGAAAAAGAUGUUUAUUGUUCAAAUAAUUUUUUUUUUUAAUUCUAACAUGUUAAAUAAUGCCAUUAAAGUUUCUUCUAAAUCUGCCAUCCAUAUCUCUGAUUUUUGUUCAGAUGUAUUAAAAGACUGAAGUAUUAAAUGAAUGUUUUAUCAGUUUCUUAUAACUCUACAGACAUAUCCAUCCAAUUACAUGUGUAUUCAUUAUUGUUUUUAUAUUUACAUUUGAUUUUGGCAAUAUUUUCUUCAACACCGAACAUCACACUUUCAGAAUGUCAUUAUUAUAGUAUGAAUCAUUUUUUUCACUCAAAUAAAAUGAUUCCUGUAGAUAGUAUGCAAUGUCUGUAUGAAUGAAAUUACCAUAUUAUAGAUAUUGUCAGGGGUGUUUUAAGUCAAAAGAAAAAUAUUUUGGAUCAUUUGAGUUCACAAAAAGUGAAAUGGUAUCAUCUAAUUUUAUUAGCAUCUUUACAAGACAUUAUUCCUCAGAUAUCAAUCAUGGUAUUUGCAAGGUCCUGUAAGCUUUUUAUCCUUAAAUUAGUGCAUUUAAAGAAGAACUGCCUUGUUAUACAUCAUCUCAGUUUGACACCUUUCUUCAUAGUAUACCCUAUAAAAAUCCUGUUCUCAUUUAGUGUUAAACUCAUAUCAUGUCUUUUGGGAUAUGAUUAUUUACAGUAUUGUAAACUAAAUUGAGAUGAACAGUUCACUUAUCAUUAUUCUGUGAGAAAUUUGUUGAUAUAUCAAAGUGUGAGAAAUCUAUCUUAAAGAAUUUUUACACUGACCUACAUAUUUUGUCCUGCUAUCUGUGACCUACGUACUAUGUUUUUGAAUCAGAUCUUUUAUGAUAAUUUCAAGAUAAAAGUUGGUACCCUGUUGGCAAUUCAGUUAUAUUUUAAAGUUGAUUUCAGAUAGCCUUUAUUUAAACCGUAUAGGCCCAUAGAUUCCAAGUCACUCCAAGUAAUUUUGAACGUCUAGCAGUUUUUAUUAGGAAUACUUUUUUUUUAUAUUUCAUACUUUUUUACCCUUAGAGGUUGUAUCUUGUGUGGUUGUGGUUGUCUUUCACAUAUGAUUCUGAAUAAUGAAUCAAUGUAGAUGACUUGAUCUUGCAGUAUUAGAUAAACUUUGUAUGAAAUGAUACCUUAAUAUUUUCCAUUAUAUGGGGCAUUCAGUAUUACAUAUAUGUAAGAAUAUCAGCCAAUAUAAUGCUAAACGUAUAUAAUAUAUUGUAUGAAAGUGCCAUAUUAUUUAUUAUAAGGACAGUUCCUGUAAUACAGUGAUAUUCUUUGCUUUGAGCUACAUAAUAUUUUAUGUUUACCUUUUUGUAAAAAAAACACCUUGCAAUAAGCAAAAACAAGCAAUUUAUUAGUUUUCCUGUAAAAUUGGUAUUGUUUAAUUUGAUUACUGUGAAAGGAUCUUUUUGAUGAAACUUCUUACAUUCCUAAAUUCACUGUCCUCAUCAAGCCAAAACUUGAAAUAAAUUGUCCGUCCAUUUUAAUGGUUAUUAACAAAAUUAGUGCUUAUGUCAUAUAAAUAUAUGAUGUGAAAUCUGAUAUGUUCAAACUUUUAUAUUUAUAUAUAUAUGCGUAAAAAGCAUGCAUUGCCAAAUAUAUCCAUAAUAAUAUAUUGAAGGUAUAUGUAAUAGUUGCAAAGCAUUUUAUGCUUAAUGAACUGUGAAUGACAUGACAAGAACAUGGUCAAAUUAGCUAGUUGCCAUUACAAUAACUCUAGUUAUUUGAAUUCUGCUAUAGGCUUGGUCAACACAUUCAAACUGUUAGUAGGUUGUUUUGUGAAGCUCGUAAGUUGAUGAUUAUACCUCAAUUUCACUUUUUGUAUAUUUUGUUAUUUUAGUUUAUUUAAAGUUAUUUAUAGCUUUUUUAUUUGCAUUAGUUGGAAUAUUAGUGUCUUUCAUGUAUGAUAAUCAAAAGUAGAUCUCUAUAAUAAAUAAUCUCUAUAUAUGAUUUUUUUUAUAUCACAUAUCAUAAAAAUGUUUAUGUUUAUAUUUUCUUUAAUGAAAUAAGUACAUAUAUCUACCAGACAAUAAUGUCCUUAAAUUUGGCAUUUGAUUUAACAGAUUUUAAAAAAAUGUAACCAAUUCCUAGAUCUCUCUUUUUCUAGUCCUAUUCUUAAAAAAGAAAUAUCACCAAAGAUGCCAAACUGUGAAAUAAUUAUGUUCAGCCAUGUCAGUGUACUUUUUUCAAUGGCUCUAAGAUACUGUGUCAGCCCCCCCCCCCC
Molecule: messenger RNA, 5300 nt
Organism: Mytilus trossulus (common blue mussel)
Lineage: Eukaryota; Metazoa; Mollusca; Bivalvia; Mytilida; Mytilidae
Product: serine/threonine-protein kinase Nek4-like
Exons: 18
Coding region: 399-2756 (785 amino acids)
Biological process (GO): protein phosphorylation
Molecular function (GO): ATP binding; protein kinase activity
Source: RefSeq, a predicted model, not a curated record